Molecule: messenger RNA, 1476 nt
Organism: Cyclopterus lumpus (lumpfish)
Lineage: Eukaryota; Metazoa; Chordata; Actinopteri; Perciformes; Cyclopteridae
Product: G-protein coupled receptor 61-like
Exons: 1
Coding region: 70-1476 (468 amino acids)
Biological process (GO): G protein-coupled receptor signaling pathway
Cellular component (GO): signaling receptor complex; endosome; plasma membrane
Molecular function (GO): G protein-coupled receptor activity
Source: RefSeq, a predicted model, not a curated record
UUCCUGGCUUUGAAGGAUGGGUGAUGGGCCUGUGACUGCUCCUGCCUGCCUGCUUCAUCCCACCCUUCAAUGGAGCCGAUGUGGAACUCCUCCCACCCACCUCCACAGCUCAUCUCCAACAUGUCUGCCUCCUUUCUGCCUGAGGGCUGGGCUCUGUCCCAGUCGCUAGCCCUGCUGGCCAUGCUGCUCAUGGAUCUGCUGGCUGUGGUGGGUAAUGUGGCUGUCAUGGCGGUCAUUGCAAAGGCCCCACAGCUCCACAAGUUUGCCUUUGUGUUCCACCUGUGCGUGGUGGACCUGCUGGCAGCCCUGGUGCUGAUGCCCCUUGGCAUGCUCUCAAGCCGAGCCUUCUUCGGGGAGGCCCUGUGCCGGAGCUACCUCUUUCUCAGUGUGUGCCUGGUUAGCGCUGCCAUCCUCUCUAUCUCCGUCAUCAAUGUUGAGCGUUAUUACUACAUCAUACACCCGAUGCGCUAUGAAGUAAAAAUGACUGUUGGCCUGGUAGCAUCAGUGCUGGUGGGGAUAUGGGUCAAUGCCCUGGCCAUGUCUGCUCUGCCGCUGCUCGCUUGGUUCCUACAAGGUGGAAGAACUCCUCUUCUUGAGAGUAGUGGGGUUGGGGGAGGAGGAGGAGGAGGGGCAGUCCCAUCUCCACCUGCUCAAGGUCACAGGCGCUGCUCACUACAUUGGACAGGGGGAGGCUCAAACCGCUUGGCCUUCAUGGCCCUGUUUACUUUAGUGUAUUUCCUGUGUCCACUACUGGUCAUUCUUGUUGUGUACUGCAAUAUGUUCAAAGUAGCUCGGGUAGCAGCCAUGCACCACGGGCCUCUGCCUACCUGGAUGGACACGCCUCGACGGCAGCGGUCAGAAUCACUGAGCAGCCGAUCCACGAUGGUUACCAGCUCUGGGACAGGGACUGGGACAGGCAGAGCGACUCCGCAGCGUCCCUUUGGGGGAGGAAAGGCUGCAGCAGUGUUGGCAGCAGUAGGUGGACAAUUCCUUUGUUGCUGGCUGCCCUACUUUACUUUCCACCUGUAUUCAGCACUGUCUGCCAGCCCUCCAGCCACAAUGGCGUCUCUGGAGGAGGUGGUCACCUGGAUUGGUUACUUCUGCUUCACCUCCAAUCCCUUCUUCUAUGGCUGUCUCAACAGACAGAUCCGGGAGGAGCUGGGCAAGCAUCUGCCUUGUCUGUUUCGUCGAGCAGGAUUUGAGAUGGAGGACAGACUACCCAGUCGUGAAGGAUCCAUUGAGGAGAAUUUCCUCCAGUUUCUUCAGGGCACCGGCUGCAACAUGGAUCCUCAAAACUCUCACAGCACCUCCAGCCCGAAAGGGGAGGCCUGCUGCCCAGUGGCACAGUCCCAACCACCCGAGCCAGCACAGUCCAUACCGAUAGAUUUUCGUAUCCCUGGGCAGAUUGCAGAGGAGACUUCAGAGUUUAUUGAGUCUGAGCAGGCAAAAAACCACCACAUAUAUACAGAAAAUUAA